This is a messenger RNA of Linum tenue, 1520 nucleotides long. The record is from the annotation of a GenBank genome assembly. Lineage: Eukaryota; Viridiplantae; Streptophyta; Magnoliopsida; Malpighiales; Linaceae.
CAAGAAAGAAAAAUAUCUCACCGAUAGGACGAGUUUGGCAUUUUCAUCGUCAUAAGUUCCACGCAGCUCGGCGAAGCUCCACUCUCAAUUUUUCACGAUUAAUUUGUUGUCCUCACCUGGACUCGAGCGUUCCUUCUUCAAUUCACUUUCCCCAACCCCACUGAGCUCCAAAGCAGCCAAGCAGGAAAUUCUGUUUUGUGCUUCCAUGGCGCAAACCCCCAUUGAAGCUGUCACGAGCCCAGCUGCUGUUGUUAGUAAAGUUGCGGGUGCUGCUGCUGAUUGGUUCUUGCCUGUUGAAUUCCUUCAGCAUUGCUUUGAUGCAGUCCAUUCUUUUACCGGUUGUAACUGGUUUCUGUCCAUCGCUUUAACAACUCUGAUCCUAAAGACAACAACUCUUCCCUUCCUGAUAAAUCAGCUUAAAUUUAACAUAAGGGUUUUUGUAAGUCCUAUGCCUGUUAAAAUGUUGUGCACAUUCGCUUUCAGUUAAAGUCCAACCAUCAUUGUUGAUACACUUUUAUCCUUAUGCUCAUUGUAUGUUGGUGCCGCAUUUUCUUACUUGUGGUUGUGUUUCAGCUUGUGACGCUGCAGCUGAAGCAGAUUGAGAAAGUCAUUCGAGAUAAGGGUGUAGAGCCAGAGGCUGUAUAUGGUUAUGAAGUCCAGGAAAAAAAAGAGAAGCUUUACAAGGAAUAUGGUGUUACUCCUUUUACUCCAUGGAAAUGGUAUUUCAUGCAGGGUCCUAUUUCCGUCUGCUUUUUCCUUGCGAUAUGGAACAUGGCGGAAAAAGUGCCUUCAUUUAAAAAUGGCGGAGCAUACUGGUUCACUGAUCUGACUACUCCGGACAGUAUGUACCUACUUCCGGUUUUGAUCGGAUUGGGUUUUUUGACAUCAGUCGAGGUUUGGAGGCACCUGUCAGAAGGUUUGGGGGGAAAUCCCAUUUCUGGUACCAGGAUUACAAUCUCAAGAGUCUUGGCUGUGGGACUUGCUCCAUUAUCAGCGUCCUUCCCCACGGCCAUAUGUGGCUAUCUGUUAACAUACAGCUUCUUCUUAGUGUUGUGUGGUUUAGCGAUCAAGGUUCCUGCGGUGAAGAAAUCCUUGGGCCUUCCUGAAAUAGCCAUGCCACCCACUGCCACACUGGACGAAGAAGUGCUAGGACGAAUCAUCAUCUUCAGCAAAGAUAUCCAGUCGUAGAGCGUCAUCAUCUUGCAAGAAGUAAUACAGCGAUUUUGUUCAUGAACCGACCAAGUGAUCACGCAGACGUAGGGCUGUCCUGCCUGUCCAUUUGGUUUUAAUCGAAACCAAACCAAUUGGAAAGCUAAUGGUUUCAGUUUUUUGGUUUUAAUAAGCAACUUAAUGGUUUUGGUUUGAUUAAAAUCGAGAAACCAAUAGAAACCAAUAAGAAUAAAAUUAUUAAUCAAUUUUUUUCUUCUUUUUUUUUUUUCUUUUGACACGCAUGCUAACCAAUAAUUUGUUAUGAUCAUUUACCAUUAUUUUGACGUUUAUUCAAUAAAAAGGAGGGAAAU